Arachis ipaensis is the source of this 2875-nucleotide messenger RNA. NCBI's taxonomy places the organism in Eukaryota, Viridiplantae, Streptophyta, Magnoliopsida, Fabales, Fabaceae. The record is from RefSeq and is a predicted model, not a curated record.
UGGUUCUCAUUGUUGAUUCAUCAUAAAUGUAUGUUCUUGGAACCUGUUCUAUAUUAUUUUAGCCAUCUUUACAGAUAUGUAUACAAUGUGUUUGAUGAUUUGUUUGUGUGUGGACAAUGAAUAUGCUUACUUUGGAUCUGUUUUAACCACUUUUGUUCCGGUGUAUGUUUCAAUCUGGUUCUUUUUUGUAUAUUUUUUUCAAUAUUUUCAAGAAGAUGGACCUUUUUUGGAAUAUACACUGACCAGAUGUGGUGGUAAAAACUAGAAAUCAAACACUAAUGAUUUUCCAAUAUCUUUUUAAAUUCAGUGAAUUCAUCAUACUUUCAGUAAAGAAAUUGCUUUAUCUUUAUAAAGUACUAAAGAGAAUCAAACUUUAUCUUUUUCUUUUGUUAUUGGAUUCUUUAGUUAUCAACUAUUCAACUUAUCACCAUGCCUUCUUUGUCUUUUCUCUGAACCAUAUGAACCAAUCUAAUGUGGGAAUUUUCUUUCUUUAUUCUCAGUAAAACUAGGAAAAGUGCACUUUAGUUUUAGUCCCCCAUUAACUAAAGUUCAAAGGCAAACAUUUGCUUUUUUCAAUUUUUAAUCUUAAAAAUAGGAAUAAAAGCCCAUCUAGUUUUGAAAAGAAUGAACUUGUCUCAGUUGAUGCAUCUAAACGCAGGGGGUGCCUCGCGGUGCCUUUCCCAACUUCAAUACUAAUGCCCAGGAAAGGAUGAACAACAUUUGAGGUCAGAACUUGGAGCUACCACCAUAUAGGCUUCAUUCACCAAACUAGUAUCAAUGAAGUUCUUCCAAUUUCCCAUUUUUCCAUUUAUUAUUCUGCUAAGUUUCAUAUUGGUUGUAGCAGCUGACUUGAACUCUGACAAACAAGCACUCCUUGAUUUUUCUUCUAAUGUUCCCCACCCUCCAAGGCUAAACUGGAGUGCAACUACUCCAAUUUGCACAUCAUGGACUGGAGUGAUGUGCAAUGCGAAUCAAACUCGUGUCAUCGGCGUCCACCUUCCGGGGAUUGGACUCAAAGGGUUGAUUCCAUCGAAAACCAUAGGAAAACUAGAUGCUCUUAUAACCCUGAGCCUUCAUUCCAAUGGUCUUAGAGGAAAUCUUCCUUCUGACAUUUUCUCCAUUCCUUCACUCCAAUAUGUGCAUCUUCAGCACAAUAACUUCUCAGGUCUAAUCCCUUCUUUCGUGUCUCCGAAACUCGUUGUUUUUGAUGUUUCCUUUAACAACUUCUCAGGCAACAUUCCACCAACAUUUCAGAAUCUUAGACGUCUCACAUGGUUGUAUCUCCAAAAGAACUCCCUCUCUGGAGUUAUCCCUGAGUUCAACCUUCCAAUGCUCAAAUUCUUGAAUCUGAGCUAUAACAACUUGAAUGGUUCAGUUCCAGAUUCCAUCAAACAAUUUCCUUAUACUUCUUUUGUUGGAAAUUCUCUCUUAUGUGGUCCACCUCUCAAUCAUUGUUCUGCAAUCUCUCCUUCUCUGUCUCCAUCCUCUUCUCCCGUUUACCAACCACUUUCUCCAGAAACUAACCAAAAUCAAAAGGCUACAGCAUCUAAGAAACGCUUCGGCAUAGCUACUGUUCUUGCUCUUGUAAUUGGUGGCUGUGCCUUCCUCUCUCUUUUAGUUCUAUUUAUCUCUGUAUGCUGUUUGAAGAGGAAAAACAGUGAAACGAGUGGAAUACUUAAAGGGAAAACAUCUUGUGCCGGAAAGACCGAGGUUUCAAAGAGUUUUGGCAGCGGGGUGCAAGCAGCUGAAAAGAACAAGUUGUUCUUCUUUGAAGGCUUUACUAACAGCUUUGACCUCGAAGAUUUGUUGAAAGCCUCAGCUGAAGUUCUUGGAAAGGGAAGCUAUGGAACAACAUACAAGGCCACUCUGGAGGAUGGAACAGCAGUAGUGGUCAAGCGGUUGAGGGAAGUUGUGGCCGGAAAGAAGGAGUUUGAGCAGCAGAUGGAAAUUGUUGGGAGGAUUGGACGCCACCCGAAUGUCAUGCCGCUUCGCGCUUAUUACUAUUCCAAAGAUGAGAAACUUGUAGUUUAUAACUACAUGCCUGGAGGCAGCUUGUUUAGCCUUUUGCAUGGAAACAGAGGUAUAGGAAGAACUCCAUUGGAUUGGGAUUCAAGAAUGAAGAUUGCACUUGGACUUGCAAAAGGAAUUGCAUUCAUUCACUCUCAAGGAGGUCCAAAGUUCACUCAUGGCAACAUCAAGUCAACCAAUCUUCUCAUAACCCAAGAACUCGAUGGCUGCAUCACGGACGUAGGACUAACUCCUCUAAUGAACACCCCUCCAACAAUGUCGAGGGCUAACAACUACCUUGCACCAGAAGUUAUUGAGUCAAGGAAAAUCACCCCAAAGUCUGAUGUCUACAGCUUCGGAGUGAUCCUCCUUGAAUUGCUCACAGGCAAGACUCCGCUUGGAUACGCUGGAUAUGAAGACAUGGUCGAUCUUCCAAGGUGGGUGAGGUCCGUGGUGCGUGAGGAAUGGACGGCUGAAGUUUUUGAUGUGGAGCUGCUAAGAGGGAAUUAUGUUGAAGAGGAGAUGGUGCAGAUGCUUCAGAUUGCAUUGGCAUGUGUGGCGAAGGUUGCAGAUAAUAGGCCAAGAAUUGAUGAAGCUGUUAGAACUAUAGAGGAAAUUAGGCAGCCUGAGUUGAGGAACCGUACUUCAUCGGACUCCGAAUCUAAUCUGCAAACACCAUAAUUGUAUUUCGAGUAAUACCCCAAAGCAGUACUAAAGAAAUUUUUAGUCGGACAUUUUAAUCUUUAAUAAGUUUUAAUUACCAAAUCAGUCCGUAAACUUUUAUUUCGUUAGAAAAAUCAGUCUCUACAUCAUAUUGUUUGUCUUUAUAAAAAGACUUAAAUGAGAAUUUUAAAAGUUUUUGGAACUA